AUGGCUCCUUCAGUACUUGUGGACCAGGCCGAGACCUGCCAGGUUGUUCCGACCAAGGCGAGCGACCGUACACCUCUCAAGGUCUCGCACCCCAAUCCAUCAUUGCAGAUUACCGCAGAUCACAAGCUCAAAUCAGCCAAUGCACCGGUGUACAGCCCGCGCGCGGGUGAAGCCCUGGUUCAUAUCAAGGCCACUGGGAUUUGCGGGUCGGAUCUUCACUUCUGGAAGACUGGGCGCAUUGGAUCCCUGGUGUUUGAAGGAGACUGUAUCAUCGGCCACGAGGCUUCCGGUAUUGUUUUGCAAUGUGGGGAGGGUGUCACUCACCUGAAGCCCGGUGACCGGGUUGCCGUUGAGCCUGGUGUUCCUUGUGAACAUUGUUUCCUGUGCGAUGACGGCCGAUACAACUUAUGCGAGGAUGUUCAGUUUGCUGGUGUGUACCCUUACGAAGGUACUAUGCAGCGAUACAAAAAUCACCCGGCAAAAUGGCUGCAUAAGCUACCCGACAAUGUGAGUUUCGCCGAAGGUGCUCUUCUCGAGCCACUUUCAGUGGUGAUGCACGGCGUCAACUUGUCAGGUCUCUCUUUGGGCCGCGGCGUGGUCGUAUGUGGUGCUGGCCCUAUUGGAUUAAUUGCUUUGGCCGCAGCACGUGCCUCGGGGGCCCAUCCAAUUGUGAUCACUGAUCUGGAGCCUGCUCGACUUGCCUUUGCCAAGGAGUUCGUUCCCUCGUGCAUCACUUAUCAGGUCGAUCGUACCAAAGAUGCGGAAGGAAAUGCAGCGGCGAUUCGUGCUUUGUUUGGAUCUGGCGAGUACGUUGCACCCGAGACGGUCCUCGAAUGUACGGGUGUGGAAAGCAGUGUUUGCACCGCUGCAUACACUGCCCGUCGAGGUGGCACUGUAAUGGUGAUUGGCGUUGGAAAGGCAAUCAUGAACAACCUGCCUUUCAUGCACAUCUCCCUUGCCGAGAUCGAUCUCCGGUUCAUUAACCGCUACCGUGACACUUGGCCCCGAGCGAUUGCUUGCCUGAGUGGCGGCAUCCUAGAUCUCCAAAAGUUGGUCUCACAUGUUUUCCCCCUGGAGAAGGCGGAAGAGGCACUCCACCUUUGUGCUGAUACACGGAAUGGGAGUAUCAAGGUGCUGGUCGUUGACGAAGAAGAGGCCUCUUUAUGA
Messenger RNA from Penicillium brevicompactum, 1167 nucleotides. Its product is annotated as NAD(P)-dependent alcohol dehydrogenase. Gene Ontology annotation, biological process: D-sorbitol catabolic process. The transcript is spliced from 3 exons. Gene Ontology annotation, molecular function: zinc ion binding; L-iditol 2-dehydrogenase (NAD+) activity. The coding region runs from base 1 to 1167 and encodes 388 amino acids. NCBI's taxonomy places the organism in Eukaryota, Fungi, Ascomycota, Eurotiomycetes, Eurotiales, Aspergillaceae. The record is from RefSeq and is a predicted model, not a curated record.